ACAUUUCAUCAACUUCAAAAAUUUAGUCUGCAGUUCCAAGACAGAAAUGGCUGAGCAUUUACAGAGAAAUCACGGUGUCGUUUUUAAAUCGGCGGUGGCUCUGUUGGUAUGUGUUCUGUGCUUGAUUAUUGAGGUUCCAGUUGUGGAGGGUAGAAUUAGGCAUUACAAAUGGGAGCUCAAGUACGAGUACAAGUCCCCUGACUGCUUCAAGAAACUGGUUAUAACCGUCAAUGGCAUAAGUCCUGGGCCGACCAUACAUGCCCAGCAGGGCGACACAAUCAUCGUUGAGGUUACUAACAGUCUCGGGACAGAAAAUACCGCCAUACAUUGGCACGGAAUCCGACAGAUUGGAACACCGUGGUAUGAUGGAACCGAAGGGGUGACUCAGUGUCCAAUACUGCCUGGAGAUACCUUCAAGUAUCAGUUUGUGGUUGAUAGGCCUGGGACAUACCUGUACCAUGCCCAUUACGGAAUGCAAAGAGAAGCUGGCAUAUACGGUUCAAUCCGCGUAGCACUUCGAGAUGGACAAUCCGAGCCCUUUGCUUACAAUUAUGAUCGAAGCAUCAUACUCAAUGACUGGUACCACAAAACCACUUACGAACAUGCCGUUGGGCUGUCCGCGCCCAUCCAUAAGUUUGCCUUUGUUGGGGAACCUCAGUCGCUUCUGAUACAAGGUAAAGGAAGAUUCAACUGCUCUUCUCUGACUACUCCAAGCUUAGAUCCCGGUGUUUGUAACGCAAGCAACCCCGAAUGCUCUCCUUAUGCAAUGACAACGGUCCCCGGCAAAACUUAUCGACUCAGAAUUGCUAGCUUGACUGCUCUAUCAGCCCUCAGUUUCCAAAUAGAGGGCCAUAACAUGACGGUGGUGGAAGCGGACGGGCAUAACGUUGAGCCAUUCACCGUAAAGAACCUCUUCAUAUAUUCCGGUGAGACAUACUCUGUGCUAGUAAAAGCAGACCAAGACCCUUCAAGAAACUAUUGGAUCACAACCAAUGUGGUUAGCCGCAAUGCCACCACGCCACCAGGUUUGGGCAUUUUCAAUUACUAUCCAAACCAUCCUCGGAGGUCUCCUCCAUCCGUACCACCAGCAGGCCCUGCUUGGAACAACAUUCGCGCUCGACUGGAUCAAAGUCUUGCCAUUAAGGCACGCCAAGGCUUCAUCCACACGCCUCCUGCAACUUCAGACAGAGUGAUUGUGCUUCUCAACACACAAAACACCGUCAACGGCGUUGUCCGGUGGUCGGUGAACAAUGUGUCCUUCAAUCACCCUCACGCGCCUUAUCUGAUUGCCCUCAAAGAGAAUUUGACCGACGCAUUUGAUCAAACACCUCCACCCGAUGGGUAUGACUUUGUAAAUUACGACAUUUACAAAGUACAAAACAACACAAAUGGAACCACAAGCAAUGGAAUUUACAGGCUCAAGUUCAAUACAACAGUGGACAUAAUACUGCAAAAUGCAAACACCAGGAACGCAAACAACAGCGAGACGCAUCCAUGGCAUCUUCACGGGCACGAUUUUUGGGUGCUCGGACACGGAGAGGGAAAGUUUGACAUGUUCAAUGACCCAAAAAAGUACAAUUUGGUGAAUCCAAUCAUGAAGAACACGGUGCCGGUUCAUCUUUACGGAUGGACAGCAUUGAGGUUCAAGGCAGACAAUCCAGGGGCGUGGGCGUUUCAUUGCCACAUAGAGUCUCAUUUCUACAUGGGAAUGGGUGUGGUGUUUGAAUCAGGCAUAGAUAAGGUGGGAAAAUUGCCUUCCUCCAUUAUGGGCUGUGGUCAAACCAGAGGAGUCCACAGGCCAUAGUCAAUAGAACAUUUGAUUUGGGUGAUCCGGUAAAUAUCACAAACAAAGAGGUUAUAAUGAAAGGAGGAGAAAAUUAAGAAACAAGUAUACAUUUUUAUUGUAAAAAUCCAGCUUAGGGUUGAAAUGUCCCAAAAUUUUUAACUGUAUUGUAUUUGUACCUAUAUGUAAAUCUUUACUAAGUAACUAGCUUAUUUUGAAAGGAAAUGAUUUCUGAAC
This is a messenger RNA of Malus domestica (apple), 2020 nucleotides long. RefSeq names its product L-ascorbate oxidase-like. The record is from RefSeq and is a predicted model, not a curated record. Gene Ontology annotation, molecular function: copper ion binding; oxidoreductase activity. Lineage: Eukaryota; Viridiplantae; Streptophyta; Magnoliopsida; Rosales; Rosaceae. Gene Ontology annotation, cellular component: extracellular region.